Molecule: messenger RNA, 3540 nt
Organism: Chanos chanos (milkfish)
Lineage: Eukaryota; Metazoa; Chordata; Actinopteri; Gonorynchiformes; Chanidae
Gene: rin2b
Product: Ras and Rab interactor 2b
Exons: 12
Coding region: 13-2784 (923 amino acids)
Biological process (GO): vesicle-mediated transport; signal transduction
Cellular component (GO): endocytic vesicle; cytosol
Molecular function (GO): guanyl-nucleotide exchange factor activity; small GTPase binding
Source: RefSeq, a predicted model, not a curated record
CUGACGUACAGCAUGGCAAUGAACACAGCGCUCCAGCCCAGCAGGAGAAACAGAAGUGGAAGCUUUUUCAAGUUGAUUGAUGCCUUUGCGUCUGAACUGGGAGCGUUGGAACAGGAGAUGGCUCAGACUGUUCAGCCGAAGGACAGAGACUCAGACCUCACGCCUCUGCCAUGUAUGGAGGGAGAGGUGAGUGGGGUUUACCUGCAGUCUCCUGCGUCUAAUGGCCCGGCGGGUGGGGGAGAAAGGGAUUGUGGGUACGACUCUCUGCGCAGGCGUAUGAGUGUACUGGACAGACUAACACUGACACACCCUGUCUGGCUGCUGCUGUCAAUCAACGACCAGGAGGCCACACGCAUAUUACUGCAGCAACCACCUGGGGUGUUUAUGGUGAGGAGGUCGUCGACCCUGCAGGGGAAAGUUCUCUCGGUUCGCUUGGACGAAACCUCAGUGUCUCCCAUCCUGAACUUCCCAGUGAAAGAGGGUCUAUACACAUUUUCUUUAGAUGGCUCUGGCAUCAGCUUCGCAGAUCUCUUCCGUCUGGCGGCCUUCUACUGUAUCAGCAGGGAUGUGUUGCCCUUCACCCUGAAGCUUCCGGAAGCCAUUGCCUCAGCAAAGACCCAGACAGAGCUGGAAGACGUGGCUCAGCUAGGAGCAGGUUUUUGGGACUCUGCCCUUGCCUCUCAGAGGAGGUCACCUUUACCCCAGUCUCGUCCGCCGAUUCGAGACAAACCCCUCAGCCUACAGAGGAGGGAGCCUCCAGCGACCAGGCAGGGACAGGGUCGAAUCCUGACCCGCCAGGAGAGAGACCCCCCGCCAGCGUUCCCCUCUUGUUCUGCUCCUCCUCGCCCAGAGAGAGGCCAAACCAACAGGGCUCUCUGUUUUGUCAACCCCCUUUUCCAUCAGACCCAUCAGCGCGUCCAGGGAGCUACGCCCGAGCCGCACUCCAAAGGUGGAGUCGAGGGAACCGGCAGCCGGUCGCACGUGCCUCCUCCUAGGCCACCGCCGCCUCGUUCGCUACCACGUCGCCCGGCUGUACCUCAGGGACAGAGGAGCAUGCCUGUGACUGUCUCCUGGAGCAAACAACAGCAACAUCGGGAACAAAACAGACUGAUGGGUGCCAAAGUCAGCAGCACCAGAAAGCCUCCACCACCGAGGCCUAAAAAACAGCCAGACAUGGACAGUCAACGUUGCACCAUCGCUUUGGACGACGAGACCAUCGCCAGGGCGCUGUCUCGGGCCAACCUGCCCCACAAAACCCUACCCAGGCCCGAGCAGAACCCCAGGCCCUGGGGAGGAACCGGAGAUCCCGGGGAGAGACUGAGCGACAUGAGUCUAUCUACUUCCACCUCCUCCGACUCCCUGGACUCCCCUCACCCUCCGCCUCCUCCUCUCGGCCUGCCUCCCAGCCCGGUUCACGUCGAGGACAGCAGCGACGAGGAAGAAGAGGAAGAGGAGGAAGAUUACGGAGUCGGUUUGGAGAGUGACCUGCAGCUGCGUCUCAGGGCGUCCCGUCAUUCCAAGCGGUUCCCGCCGGGCGGGCCGGCCUCGCUGCUCAUCCUGCCGAGGGCACUCAAGGGAAAGUUCCAGAAGGUGAGCGGCGUCUUCAGCUCCUUGAUGACGCCCGAGAGACGCGCGGUGAGGCGGAUUUGCGAGUUGGCGAGAGACAAGGGGUCUUACUUCGGCUGUCUGGUACAGGACUACAUGAGUUUCGUGCAGGAAAACCACCAGAAUCACUCGUCGGGUUUCGACCUCCUGCAGACCCUCAGACAGUUCCUGACCCAAAUGAAGGCCUAUCUGCUACAGUGCUCUGAGCUCAACCCGCCUAUAGAGUCUCUCAUCCCCGAAUACCAGAUUGACCAGGUGCUGGAGAGAGCCAUGCAUAAAUGUGUGCUGAAACCGCUGAAGGGUGCAGUGGAUUCAGCGCUGCACGACUUCCAGGUGAGGAGUGGGGAGUGGCAGCAGUUAAAGGAGAACCUGGCCCUGGUGAAGGCUAAGAGGCCGGCGGAGCUGGGGGUGGAGGGGACGUCACCUCCUGACCCCAUGGCCAUCGAGAGGAUCCGACACAAAUUCCACAAGAUGAGGAAGAUGUACUCGCCUGAGAAAAAAGUGACGAUUCUCCUGCGUGUGUGCAAGCUCAUCUACACCAUCAUGCAGGAGCACUCAGGGAGGAUGUUUGGGGCAGAUGACUUCCUGCCCAUGUUGACUUACGUACUGGCUCAGUGUGACAUGCCUCACUUAGACUCAGAGAUCCUCUACAUGAUGGAACUGCUUGACCCCUCUCUCCUGCACGGGGAGGGUGGUUAUUACCUGACCAGUGCGUACGGUGCCAUGUCUCUGGUUAAGAACUUCCAAGAGGAGCAGGCGGCCCGCGUCCUCAGCUCCGAGGCAAGGAACACUCUUCACCAGUGGCACCAGCGCCGCACGGCCCAGCGGACCAUACCGACGGUGGACGACUUACAGAAUUACCUGCGUGUGGCCCUGCAGGAACCGGGCAGCGGCUGCACGGCUAAGACCAUGUUGGUUCGUCCCUACGCCACCACAGAGGAAGUGUGUCGACUCUGCGCCCUCAAGUUCCAGGUGCCCGACCCUGAGAACCACGCUCUGUUCCUGCUCACGGGAGAGACCAGCCAGCAGCUGGCGCUGGACACGCACCCCCAGAGGAUAAAAGCCGAGAUCCACAGCCGCCCCCACCCUCUGCCCUUCCACUUCGUCUACCGCCGAGUCCCCGACCCCAACGCCGGCUCUCCGACGCGCUGUCAGAACGGCCACUGUCCGCCGGACUGAAAAAAUGUGCUUCGUGGUGAUUUGGUCAUUCAGCCAAAGACUACGUUUCUCUCAUCAGACCACGGUUGUCAGCUGGACUCAGGCGAGCUCAGUACCUCUUUCUGUCUCUGUGAAGAUGUGGCGUGGAAUUUUCUGGGUGUUUUGUUCAAGAAGAACGUGAGAAAAUGCUCUAUUGUUGUUGUUGUUGUUGUUGGUUUUGGGGGGGGGGGGGGUUUGAGGUCAGCACGACCUUUUGAACUGCACUUUAUAGCCCCUCGAGAAGUGAACCAUGUCAAGAGACAGGGAAAGAGAAAGGUGGAAAGAAAGAGAAACAGUGAACGAGGAAAAAAAAGAGAGUGACAGAGGACAGAGAAUUUCUCAAAACAUCCUCCACACAUUGUAAACACUGCUUGAUGCGCCCCCUUGUGGACAGAUGAUUUGACACAUCUGUGGGAUCUUAACCUAAGCUGUUGUGUAGAGUGCUUCACAAUACCUGUAUAUUUCCAUGUACAGUCUCUGUUGUACAGUAAACAUUUUGGACAUUUUCCCCACAGGACCAGUAUAAAUUAUAUAUGUAUAUAUAUGAAUAUAUGUAUGCACUGGAGUUGAAUUUGUGCCGAAAUCUGUCUGAUGAUGAUGGAGUCUCCAAUGAAAAUGACAUUCAUAUGAAUGAACUUGACUUGAAAUUAGUCAAAUAAAAUGCUGUUAUUACUGUAUGUAGUGAAACAUUUUGAUAUUUUUGUCCUAUUGCAGAUUAAUUGUUUAUUAAAAAAUGUA